Molecule: messenger RNA, 857 nt
Organism: Peromyscus eremicus (cactus mouse)
Lineage: Eukaryota; Metazoa; Chordata; Mammalia; Rodentia; Cricetidae
Product: interferon alpha-inducible protein 27, mitochondrial-like
Exons: 6
Coding region: 166-690 (174 amino acids)
Biological process (GO): apoptotic signaling pathway
Cellular component (GO): mitochondrion; membrane
Source: RefSeq, a predicted model, not a curated record
GAACAAGAAAAAACAAAAUCUAUCCCAUUGGCUGCCUUGCACCACUGGGUGUGUCUUCAACCAGAGUGGAUUUUUCAGGAGGGGAGAAGAAGGGGAAAGGAAACCAACUCACUGGCUGCCUUGCAUGUCUAGGCUUGUUCCUGUUUGGAACCUCCACUGAGCUCCAUGGCAUUGUUUGGAACAGGCACACUGGUGACUUCCCUUGUCUCAGGGAUAACAGCUUCAGCAGCCAUGGGCAAAGCUGGAGGGGCAGUCUCUGGCACCAUUCUAGCUGCCUCACAAGGGCUCAACCUACUAGCCCAGACUGCCCUGGGCUCAGGAGCAUCUGUGCUUGGAUCUACAUUGGGAGUACUGAAGGUUGGCACCAUCCUAUCGGGGUGCCCUGCCUCUGUCUUGGCUGUUUGUCCCACUGGAGCCAAGGCUGCUGUGGCUGUGCUUGGGGGAGCCAUGACCGUCGCUGCCGUCCCCCCCGUGCUGAGUGCUGUGGGCUUCACUGGGGCAGGAAUCGCUGCCUCCUCUCUAGCAGCUAAGAUGAUGUCCUUGUCAGCUAUUGCUAAUGGAGGCGGAGUUGCAGCUGGUAGCCUGGUGGCCACUCUGCAGUCAGUGGGAGCUGCAGGACUCUCCAUGUCAUCGAAAUUCCUCGUGGGCUCUGCAGGAUCUGCUCUGGUGACCUGUGUGAUGGGCAUCUGAGACUUGUAGCCCUUCUCUGCCCAGAGAAGGGGACACGGAAGGGGAGGUGACACCUCCCAGUUUGUCCAACCCCAGAGAGGAAUCAAUUAACCCCCGUGGACAAUCUGCCAAACGCCAAAUGCCUAAUUGGAAAUAAGAAAUAAAAUCAAAUGCUGCUGCCAGCCUUA